Messenger RNA from Anopheles cruzii, 921 nucleotides. Its product is annotated as golgin subfamily A member 6-like protein 25. NCBI's taxonomy places the organism in Eukaryota, Metazoa, Arthropoda, Insecta, Diptera, Culicidae. Bases 1 to 921 code for a protein of 306 amino acids. The transcript has 2 exons. The record is from RefSeq and is a predicted model, not a curated record.
AUGCGUCGGCCAUUCAAGAUGAGGUCGUCAACGCUUCUGGCCGUCAUAGGCUGUCUCUGUGUCACUCUGGUUCUAGCGGACGACUCGAUCACCAUUCGACAGAAGCGAAGUCCAGCUCCGUUCUUCUUCAACAAGGGUCACGACCACCACGAACCAAAGUGCGUCUGGGAGAAAAAGUUGGCCUGGAAGGAGGACUGGAAGAAAAUCUGGGAAUCAAAAAAAGUCGAAGUGUGGAAGUCCGAGUGGAAAAAACAUCAAAUCCCAGUUUGGAAAACGGUGGAAGUCCCUAUCUGGCGCGAGGUGAAAGUGCCCGAUUGGAAGAUCAUCAAAAAACCCUACUGGAAGGAAACGGAACUACCCGCGUGGAAAGAAGUUCAGGUACCGGACUGGAAAAAAAUCAACAAGCCCGUUUGGCGUGAGAUUCAGGUCCCCGUGUGGAAGGAAGUGCAGGUCCCGGAGUGGAAGCAAAUUUGGGUCCCAGACACGGUCAAGGUCGGCAUUCCGGGCGAAAAGUAUCUCGGCAAGGACGAACACGGUUGGGAGUACACCAGUCACGAUUUGUGGAAAAAGAAAAUGGUUUGGAAGGCCCUGUGGAAAAAAGUGUGGAAAACCGUGAAAAAGGAAGAGUGGAAAACGGAGAAAAAGCUCGAAUGGAAGGAAGAAUGGGUGCAGGUGUGGCGCACGGAAAAGAAGCAGAUCUGGGUGAAGAAGAAGGAGGAACUUUGGAAGGAAGAGAAGAUUGAGAUCUGGCGCAUCGAAAAGAAACAGGAGUGGGCGACUGAGAAAAAGUUAGAAUGGAAGGAAGAAUGGAAAGAAAUCAAGGUCCCCGCGUGGAAGGAAGUGCAGGUCCCCGCGUGGAAAAAGGUGUGGAAACCCGUGUGGGAGAAAGCUUGCGUACCAGUCAGCCACGGAUGGCAUUAG